AUGUCCCGCACGUCUGGACAAGAUCUACACACUUUCAGCAAUGUUUACUUUUCAAGGAUUGCUCUGGCUGGCGCUGUGCUCGCCGUCAUCAAGGUCAUCGCUAUAGGCCUCGUAGUGAUACCCAACGACCUUGUCAAACCAACCUCACCACUCCUGAAAGCAAAUCUCUUGACCUCUACCUCGUCUGAUCCUUAUGAGCGUCAUUGA
Molecule: messenger RNA, 207 nt
Organism: Plenodomus lingam JN3
Lineage: Eukaryota; Fungi; Ascomycota; Dothideomycetes; Pleosporales; Leptosphaeriaceae
Source: RefSeq, a predicted model, not a curated record